Owenia fusiformis is the source of this 1520-nucleotide messenger RNA. NCBI's taxonomy places the organism in Eukaryota, Metazoa, Annelida, Polychaeta, Sabellida, Oweniidae. The record is from the annotation of a GenBank genome assembly.
CACAAAAAUGGCAGCUACAAAAAUUUUCACAUUUUUUACUCGAGGUCUACAAAAUGCAUUAUUGCGGGAAAAUGCAGCAAUAUCAAGUGUUUCUAUUCAUCCAAAACGAAACUCCUCAUCAUUUACAUAUGUUCCAGAGGAAGCACCCGAAGAUGCAGGUGAAACAGCCAGGAUGAAUCUAUUUCAAUCUCUCACAAGUGCAAUGGACAUAGCCCUUGAAAAAGACCCUUCUGCUGUUAUAUUUGGUGAAGAUGUCGCCUUUGGUGGAGUAUUCAGAUGCACAGUCGGUCUUAAAGAUAAAUACGGAAAAGAUCGGGUUUUUAACACUCCGCUAAGUGAGCAGGGAAUCGUGGGAUUUGGUAUAGGUGUCGCUGCUGCAGGUGCAACCGCCAUAGCUGAAAUUCAAUUCGCUGAUUAUAUUUAUCCCGCAUUCGAUCAGAUAGUAAAUGAAGCGUCAAAGUUUCGCUACAGGUCAGGGAAUUUAUUCAAUGCAGGAAGAUUAACGAUACGAGCGCCAUGCGGGGCAGUAGGUCAUGGCGCCCUCUAUCAUUCACAGAGUCCAGAAGCUUAUUUCGCACAUACUCCCGGUAUUAAGGUGGUCAUACCAAGGGGUCCUAUUCAAGCAAAGGGGCUCCUUCUCAGCUGUAUAAGAGAUGAUAACCCAUGUAUAUACUUUGAACCUAAAAUCCUAUACAGAUCUGCAGUAGAACAAGUCCCAACAGGCGACUACAUGUUACCUUUAUCAAAAGCAGAAGUGUUGGUGGAAGGUUCCGAUCUGACACUUGUCGGUUGGGGUACGCAAGUCCAUGUGCUUAGGGAAGUGGGAAAAAUGGCUGAAGAGAAGUUGAAUAUAUCUUGUGAAGUAAUAGAUCUUGUUACGAUCCUGCCCUGGGAUUCAGAUACCAUCAAUGAGUCCGUCUCAAAAACUGGUCGACUUUUAAUCGCUCACGAAGCUCCAUUGACGGGAGGAUUUGCUGCGGAAAUUGCUGCAUCUGUACAGAAUGAAUGUUUCCUAAACCUUGAAGCCCCCAUACAACGUGUAUGCGGAUACGACACUCCCUUCCCCCAUAUUUAUGAUCCAUUCUACAAGUUCAACAUUGUUAUACACCUUCAUUUUCAGAAUGAAUGUUUCCUAAACCUUGAAGCCCCAAUACAAUGUGUAUGCGGAUACGACACUCCCUUCCCCCAUAUUUAUGAUCCAUUCUACAAGUUCAACAUUGUUAUUCAUCUUCAUUUUCAGAAUGAAUGUUUCCUUAACCUUGAAGCCCCUAUACAACGUGUAUGUGGAUACGACACUCCCUUCCCCCAUAUUUAUGAGCCUUUCUACAAGUUCAACAUUGUUAUUCAUCUUCAUUUUCAGAAUGAAUGUUUCCUUAACCUUGAAGCCCCUAUACAACGUGUAUGUGGAUACGACACUCCCUUCCCCCAUAUUUAUGAGCCAUUCUACAUGCCAGACAAAUGGAGGUGCUUCGACGCAGUGAAGAAAGUGAUGAAUUAUUAAAUAUUACAAAUCAAGAAAG